UCUGACAACUCUAUUUAUAGUUACUAUAAAGUCAUGAGAGUAUACAGCACAAAUGUUAUGUUUGGAUGCAUCUGUAAAGAUAGUUGGUCCUUUAAGAGGAGUUCCCAUAAUUUCCAUCUGUUCAUUUACUUUUCUUAAAUCAGUCAACAGCCUCCAUUUUCCAGAUUUCUUUCUUACAACAAAUACAGGGGAAUUCCAAGGACUUAGAGAAGGUUGUAACUGUCGUUGGUCAAGCUCCUCUUGUACUAUAUCUAAUAAGGCCUGAAUUUUAUCAUUUGCUGAAGGCCACUGUUCUACCCACACUGGUAUAUCAGUUUUCCAUUGAAUGGGAACAGGUGAGAAUGCAGACAGCAGCCCUGACUAAAAAGCCGAAGUAUUCAUUUGUAAUCCUAAUAGCUCUUGAGGCUGAAGUCAUUGAUGUGAUGUAUGGAACUGUCGAAGAUGUAACCCGGAUUCGAGUGAUGAAAAAUGUGACCAAUAAGAUUGCCCUUUUAAAACUAGGAAAACUCCCUUUACUCUACAAGCUUUCGCUAUUGGAAAAAGCUGGAUUUGGAGGCGUUCUUCUUUACAUUGAUCCUUGUGAUUUACCCAAGACUAUCAACCCUAGCCACAGCCCCUUCAUGGUUUCACUGAAUCCUGGAGGAGACCCUUCUACACCUGGCUAUCCCAGUAUUGAUGGGAGCUUCAGAGAAAGCCGGACGGACCUCACGCGUUUGCUGGUGCAGCCCAUCUCUGCGUCUCUUGCUGCCAAACUGUUUGCUUUACCCAAGGAGCAAGGUCAGACUGGCGCCUGCAAGCCUCUGCAGUUCCCACAGGAUGAAAUCAGAAUUGUGACAAUGAAAGUUCAGACAGUCACAGAAUACAAGAAACUCACCAAUGUUGUUGGUUAUCUCAAAGGAGCUUCAUUUCCUGAUCGGUACGUCAUCGUGGGCAGCCACCAUCACAAUCCUUAUGGUUACAAUGGACAAGAAUGGGCAAGUGGAACUGCCAUCAUCACAGCAUUUAUCCAGGCCUUGAUGCUCAAAGUGAAAAGAGGCUGGCGACCCGAUCGGACCAUCAUCCUAUGCUCAUGGGGAGGAACAACAUUUGGAAAUAUUGGCUCCUACGAAUGGGCAGAGGAUUUCAAGAAAGUGCUUCAGAAAAAUGUUGUCACUUAUGUCAGCCUUCAUAAUCCUAUAAGGGGUAAUUCCAGCCUGCAUCCUAUCGCAUCUCCUUCUCUUCAACAAUUGGUGGCAGAGAAAAAGAAUUUCAACUGCUCUUGGAGAACAAAGUGCCCAGAAGCCAACCUCAGUUCUGUGCAGAUGCAAGGAGAUGGAGAUUUCUUCAUCAACCACUUUGGAACCCCCAGUUUGCAGGUUUUCUAUGAGGACAUCAAAGCAUUAGAGGGUCCGAGUUUUCUCUCUGAGGCCCUUUUAUCACCUGGCUGCUUUUUGAGAAGAAAAAGCUCACCACAUUUUGGUGCCCGAACAGGGACCGACAAAAUCCUGAUUCCAGGGAAGGCACCCAGAGAGAACUUUUAUAAUAUUUUAUAGAAGAACAAGAA
Antechinus flavipes (yellow-footed antechinus) is the source of this 1543-nucleotide messenger RNA. Its product is annotated as inactive N-acetylated-alpha-linked acidic dipeptidase-like protein 2. Lineage: Eukaryota; Metazoa; Chordata; Mammalia; Dasyuromorphia; Dasyuridae. The transcript has a single exon. The coding region runs from base 342 to 1532 and encodes 396 amino acids. The record is from RefSeq and is a predicted model, not a curated record.